AUGUCCAAUCGUCAGAUAAUCCAGACGUUUGAGGAGUACCAAAAAUCUAGGGUCAAGUUCGUUCAGACGGUCGCCGAUCUUGCCUCCAAGCCACAGCACAUUGAAGCCCUGCAACAGGCUGGCGUUAUGCAUCUAUUACGACCACUCCUGUUGGAUAGUGUGCCAUCCAUCCAACAGUCCGCUGCACUGGCCCUCGGACGUCUUGCGAACUACAGUGAGGAGCUCGCGGCGAAUGUCGUAUCAGGUGACAUUUUGGCACAGCUGGUAUAUUCCCUCGGCAAUCAGAAUCGCUUUUACAAGAAGUCCGCUGCCUUCGUGUUGCGCAGCGUCGCACGACAUUCACCUCAAAUGGCUCAAGCCGUGGUGGAAAGCCAAGCCGUGGAGGCUCUCAUAGGCUGUCUGGAUGAGUUUGACCCAACCGUCAAGGAGAGUGCAGCGUGGGCGCUUGGGUAUGUCGCGCGCCACGAUACGGAUCUCGCGCAGGAAGUGGUAGACAGAGGCGCGGUACCACCGCUGGUGUUGUGUGUACAAGAGCCGGAGCUCUCGCUAAAACGGAUUGCAGCCUCAACCCUCUCGGACAUUGCGAAGCAUUCACCGGAGCUGGCGCAAGCGCUGGUCGACCAGGACGCUGUCACCCAUCUUGCCCCCCUUAUCAGCAGCAGCGAUGCUAAACUCAAGCGACAAGUUUGUCAAUGCCUAGCGCAUAUCGCGAAGCACAGCGUCGAACUGGCCGAGCUGGUCGUCGAAGGCGAGAUCUUUCCGAAGAUUUUCAUACUUCUCAAGGACACUGACGACGGCGUACGCAAAAAUGCAGCUACAUGCAUUCGUGAAAUUGCUAAGCACACGCCAGAGUUAGCUCAGUUGGUUGUGAACGCCGGUGGCGUCGGUGCAUUGGUUGACUACACGGCCGAGACGAAGUCCAGUACGCGUCUGCCAGGCAUUAUCACCCUUGGCUACAUUUCCGCCUUCUCCGAGACACUGGCGUUGGCUGUGAUUGUCUCGCACGGUGUUUUGCCAUUAGCAGAUGCACUCGAGAAAGAAGUGGAAGAUCACAUCAAAGCUGCGGCUGCGUGGUCGCUUGGGCAGGUGGGUCGGCACAGCGCCGAGCACGCAAAGGCCGUCGCUGAUUGCAGCGUGCUACCGAAGCUAAUGGACAUCUAUCUGAACCCAAGCAGCUCUGAUGAUCUGCGCAUGAAGAGUAAGCGGGCUCUGAAAAAUAUCAUCCAACACUGUGUGUACCUACCCUUGUUGGAGCCCUUGCUGCACCCGGAUGCACCGGCUAACAUUCUUACCUACGUAUGUGGGCAAUAUGCAAAGGUACUGCCGACCGACAUUGCGGCCAAGCGUGAGUUCGUGGCUAACCGUGGCCUUGCAACGGUGCAGCGGAUCAAGCCAGAGCCAGGCAGUCAACUGGCAGAGUCCAUUCAAGUGAUCAACGCAUGCUACCCGCCGGAGAUAGUGCAGUACUACUCACCGGAAUACGCGCAAACGUUUAUAGAGAAGAUCGAAAACUACCACUUGCAGCAGGUUUAA
This is a messenger RNA of Phytomonas sp. EM1, 1533 nucleotides long. The record is from the annotation of a GenBank genome assembly. Lineage: Eukaryota; Euglenozoa; Kinetoplastea; Trypanosomatida; Trypanosomatidae.